AUGGCGAAUAUCGUCCAAACCUAUCCAACGCUAACACGUAUUAUGUUUGUGCAAAUGUACUACCCUGCUGACCUCGAUACGAUGAUGACAACCACAAGUGAACCCCUAGCACAAGAUGAGGGAACAGUGUUGACCUUCGAUGAUAUUAAAGAUGAAUGGCUUAGAAGAAAUUCAAUGCCACCUGGCUACGGUAACUUGACAUGGGAGUCUAUCGGUCCCGUCCUUGCCACAGACCCAAAAUUUGCAAACAAAUCCGGUUAUUACACGGCGUUGACUAGUGGUGAAAUCGUCACUUUUAAUCAAGUACCAACAACCUACAUCAAAUCGUCAUUGAAAGAACAGCAUUUUCAACUGAAAUCAUUUUAUGCCGCCUCCGUACGACAUAUAGAUUUACAACUGACAAUCAGUGGUCAUGCGAACUAUACACGAUACCCUCUGUUCAAUGAAACAUUUGUGCUGCAACCGACAGAAAAGUCGUUUAUUCAAUUGAAUGAUACCACAAACGCGUUUGUCGACAAAAUUAUGUUCCGAUGUGAUGGAGGCCGAGAAUACAAACCAUUUUCCAAUGGGGGUGCACAACAAUUUUCAAUGGAUAAUAUCAGAAUUAAAUUCAAAUUAACGUGA
Messenger RNA from Didymodactylos carnosus, 624 nucleotides. The record is from the annotation of a GenBank genome assembly. NCBI's taxonomy places the organism in Eukaryota, Metazoa, Rotifera, Eurotatoria, Philodinida, Philodinidae.